UUUUGUCUCAAUAUCCGCCCCCAUUGUGUCUGCGCGCGAAUAUCUCCAGACAAGACACACACGAGGGCGGAUAUCGAUAAUGGGUGAAAAAAAAAAAAAAAUCAUUGUCAUCAAAACAACCCAGAUCUGGAUCUCUUCUUCCCCUUCCUUCCUCUCCUCAUACCUGCUUACUACCUUACCAUGCUGUUCAAUCUAGCUAGUAAGGUAGAGUAGCAAUCAACCCUGGGGCCAGAAACCGUUAGUUCACGAACGUAUCCCUUCCCUUUGUGGAUGGAUCUGGGGCUGGAAGUUAGGCGCGAGUGGAUCUUCGGCAACUCACUAACCUGUGGCACCCACCCCCCGGAGGAGGGAGGGGGAAAGGGCAUAGCAUGGAACUAUCUAGCCACCGUGGUUAGGGCAGUUGUAGCCCUCUCGGCGGCGGAUCUGGUGUCUGACGCCAGUGCAGGAGGUGCCUCGCUUGGCGCAGUAGACGACAUCACCCUCAGCUACAGUGCAGCCGCAGUCGUACUUGAAGAAGUACUGAGAGCACAUAGUGGCGGCGGGAGGAAGACUGGAGAAGGGACUUGGAACUGGUGGAUUUGAAGGUUUUCGUAGAGAUGAGCACUUAGAAAGCGCGGGAGUAGAAGUAAAUAGGAAGUAGAAGAUUGUGAGAAGAGAUUGAAGUUUGAGAAGUUGUGGUCAGGCUGAGCUGAGCUAGCUGGAUUGCUUUGCUUUGCUUGAUUGCUUUGAUGGAUUGAUGAUGGUUCUGAUUGUCCGAUGGGGGAGUGCGAAGGGGGCUUUAAAUAAUUGAGGAUGCAGUCUCCUGGACUACUGACCGGUAGUGGUGGUGGUAACAAGCGUUGGUACGUCCGUAGUAGGAGCAGUAAGUGUGGUUGUGGUGGUGGUGAGUCUCGAAUCAGAAUCCCAAAUGAUAAAGAUG
Aspergillus neoniger CBS 115656 is the source of this 919-nucleotide messenger RNA. RefSeq lists its product as uncharacterized. Bases 271 to 582 code for a protein of 103 amino acids. The transcript has a single exon. The record is from RefSeq and is a predicted model, not a curated record. Lineage: Eukaryota; Fungi; Ascomycota; Eurotiomycetes; Eurotiales; Aspergillaceae.